UCAUGCAGGCUGGUUCUUGGCAGGCCUUUGCAAGAACUUUGAGCGGCCUGGCUUUUGGGCUCAAGGGAAGGACUUGCCAAGGCAUUCCUGUCAUAGUUUUAGGACACCUCUUCAGACCAAGUAUACGUCAGAACUGCUACAGUGCACUAUAAAAGGCGGAGGACCAUCCCAAAAGAGCGUGCAUUGUCAGUCUACUCUACGACGAAUACCAUAAAAAAACACCCUUCAUCGGCUACUGAAGAUGUGGACAAUUUUAGUCUUUGUCAUCUUUGAUUUUGCACUGGUAUCAUCAUCCUCAUGCCAGAAGUGCCUUUGCCCACCUGAGGGACCUGUGUGUGCAGCAGGGGUCAGUAUUGUCCCGGAUGGUUGUGGAUGUUGUAAAGUGUGUGCUAAACAGCUCAAUGAAGACUGCAGUGAGACAGAGCCAUGUGAUUACAUCAAGGGCCUGGAGUGCAACUUUGGUGGGAAAUAUGGAGCAGAUAAGGGCAUUUGUAGAGCCAGAUCCGAUGGCCAGACCUGUGAAUACAACAAGAAGAUUUAUCAAAAUGGAGAGAUAUUCAGGCCCAGCUGUAAGCAGCAGUGCACCUGUUUGGAUGGAGCUGUGGGCUGUGUGUCUCUGUGUCCACGAGAGCUGCCCCUACCCAAUGACCGGUGCCCCCAUCCCAGACUGGUCAAGGUUCUGGGACGAUGCUGUGAACAACUGGUUUGUCCUGAAGAGAUGAAGACAAUGAAGAAAUACAGGAAAAAGGAAAGGCUAUCAGAAGAUUUUGUUAACAGUGAAAAGAAUCUGGAUAUAAUGUGGACAGAGAACUUAUUGGGUUUCAGAAGUAAUGCUUUGGAGAACACUGCAAAACUUGACUGUGUAGCUCAGACCACAGACUGGUCCUCUUGUUCCAGAUCUUGCGGCACUGGAGUCUCCACCAGGCUGACAGUUAGCAGAGAAACUCAGUGCAAAAUGGUGACGGAGACUCGGAUAUGUGAAGUUCGUCCAUGUGCACAGAUAAAGAUGCAACAACUGAAGAGUGGCCAGAAAUGUCAGCAGAUGCAAACUCCCUCCAGACCAGUGAGAAUGUUCCUUGAUGGCUGCCGUAGCGUGAAGAGGUUGCCGGUUAGAUUUUGUGGGAGCUGUGUGGAUGGACGCUGCUGCAGACCCCAGCGGACUCAGACUGAACCUGUGCUUUUCAGGUGUAAAAAUGCAAAGACUGUAACACGAAUGGUAAUGCUGAUCCAGUCUUGUACAUGUGACUAUUACUGCUCGGAAACAACUUCUCUGUAUAAUGUAUUUAAUGAGGUUCACAAACUCAGGUAUUAGGGAAUAAUUACAAGUGAUUAUAAUUUAUGCUUCAAGACAAUGGAGCUGUGCAUUUUGCUUCUUAUAAAAGCUAUUUCUGUUAUUUUAUCUUUCAUUUUAUAUUAUUUGUGAUUUUUUUUUUGGAAUGUUUAAUUCUUGACAAGACAGACUUCAUGACAACACAGAGUCAUGGGAUGUUGCUUUUUGUUUACAUGACAUAGUACAUACUAAUUGCCAAUUACUAUUUUAGAUAAUUGUUUUGUAACGUGACCAUGGCUAAACACUUAAUAAAUUAGGUUUUUGUUUUUCUAUUGGCAUGAAAGUGGUGUGAACUAUGAACUAUAUAAUCAACUGUAAAGGCAGAAAAUGCAAAAUACAGGAGGGCUAACCCACAUUGUCAAUGUGUAAACAUCUGUAGCACCAGAGAGAAUAAUUCACAGUUCAGUCUAAACUCUGAAAAAAAAAGUUUUCAGGCACUACAAAAUCUAAUACAGGAGACAAACCACAGAGUUUAAAUCUAUCCUCUUUAGACAGAAUUAUACAUAACCUUAUUCACAAUUGAUCAAGCAAUAACAAAUAUUACAGUACAUUGAUACAAAUUAAGGUACCGGUAUGUCAUUUUAGAAAAUAGGACGAUGUAAAACACGUAGCUUGCAGUCCUUCGUCAAACAUUGUUGUGUAAGAGUUUUUUAGGAAGUCCACAUAGUUUUGUAUGCUUUGUUUGUGGCUCUCAGACUGGUCCAGAGUACACUGUAGAUCUUUCAGACGGACUUCAAACUGCUUCGCUGCCUGUAAAACACAUAAGUAAGGCAGUAAUUUCAGAAUAUAAUACAACAAUAAUAUAAUAAUAUACAGCCAUGAUUUUAAGAGCAAUACUUACUGUUAUCUUGCUCUGUCGCAGUACACUGAGCUCUUUGUCUCUUCUACAUAUUUGUGCCUCAAGCUCCAAAAUCUUAGUUUGAAGAGCCUCUUCCCGAGCAGCAGCUUGGUUUUUAACUUUGUUGACCUGA
Messenger RNA from Periophthalmus magnuspinnatus, 2301 nucleotides. Its product is annotated as CCN family member 1-like. The transcript has 5 exons. Lineage: Eukaryota; Metazoa; Chordata; Actinopteri; Gobiiformes; Gobiidae. The record is from RefSeq and is a predicted model, not a curated record. Bases 242 to 1312 code for a protein of 356 amino acids. Gene Ontology annotation, cellular component: extracellular region. Gene Ontology annotation, biological process: signal transduction. Gene Ontology annotation, molecular function: protein binding.